GGCCGAUCCCCUCCGCAUCGCCAUCGCCGGAGAAAUCAAGCGCGCUCCCAAGUGCGAAGACUGCGGUAAUCUCUUGCAGGAGCACCAACGGAUCCGUGCUGUGUCCGACUUUUGCACCGUUCGAGUGUUCGUCACUGAUAGCCUUAGAACCCGGACAACCGUCGGGCGCAUCUACCAGAGUGUUCUGGUACGGCUAGCCGACGAUUUGUGCGAACCGCUGAAGCUGGGAUACGAGUACGUGAUUACUGGAGUGUUCAACCCGUUGAAUCAGUUCUUCGACGCGUGGGCUUUCGAGGAAUUGUAGGAUGAUGAUGGAGUCUACGCUAGGGUUGGUGUCCGAUCCGGAUGAGUUCGGAGCAGCGGAGAGCAGUAGGUAUCGAGGUGAUCGAACAACUGGCGAUGAACGAUGCGGAGAGAGCUUGCGAGUACACGUUUCAAAGCAUACGGAACGGGAAAUAAGCACCGGAAUUGUCACGGAAAGUGUUGUUCUCAAGUCUACAAGAUCACAAGUUGCUUUCGAUAACGAGGAUAGUGACGAAGAGAUGUUGUCACUUCUCGAGGUUAAAUUGAAUGAUCAACUUUCACAAGCCUUCACUUUAACAUUGAGUAGUACGGAUAAUGCGGAGAGUAAUGAAAGGCCAUUUCAGUCUACAUUCAUGGUCGAGCCUGUUGAACAAACACAAGCUUGGAAGUUUUCUCAAGCUGAAGCUCCAUCGCAAACAGAGCAACCAUCUCAAAUGGUUGACUUGUCUCAGGAUUCCUCAGUUCAAAUCAAACAAGAGGACACUACAACGUCUACCCCACUGUAUCGAGAACUCUCAGAGAUUCCAUCUUCAAUCCGGAAAAUGUACAGCUCGGUAACUGAGAAAUACAGUGACUAUUGCUUUUCCUACAUGUUAGCAGCUCAGCUGUGCCAGGAAGAAAUCCCGAUGUGCGCUUACAACGAGUUCAAACUAAGUCUUCUCCUGAGCAUAGCUUCUAUCCGGCAUACCAGUCAGUUACACCCAUUUCACGUAAUCGUGCUCGGUUCCGACACUUCGAUAUCUCAUUUGGCAAUGACCUCGGUCGGGCAGUUGGCUCGUCGCUUCAUGGCCGGUAUGUUCGAUCCGUUGGCCGGUGGUCGAGUUCUGGAAGACAACUUCGUCGAAUGUGGCGCUACGACAUUGUCGCGGACCGGAAUCUGCUACAUCGGAAAUUGGGCCAUGCUGAAGCCGAGCAAUUCGGCUCGUAUCUUGCGGGAGAUCGAGUCCGGACAGGUGAUCAUCGAGAAUCACCCGAUAGCUUACCCGCUGGAGUGCGCCAUCUGGAGUCACUGGAACUACACGAGGAAGGCCAAGCAGGAUCUGAGCACGAUUAUCAUGUUUUUGAAUGCAUUUGGGAUACCAAUUGUUCAACCAGAGCAUCCUCCGGAAGCUGUUAUGGAUUUCAUACUGGAAAGGUCGCUAACAAGCUAUGUACCUGCUGAUCAGGACGAUCUCGUUCCGCCAGAAGACAUUCAUCAGUUUCUGACAAUGCUGUACUACCAAGAAGUGCAGAUAACGGAAGCAGCAUCUAAGAUCUUGAGUGACUACUUCGUAGCAACCAGAUUGAAUGUCCCGGAAUCUCUAACUCAAACGUCCUUUUCGGCUCUACAUAAGCUAACCGAGGCCCAUGCUCGGCUUUGUUUCCGAACCGAAGCGACCCGUAUGGACGCCGUCGUAGCUAUCAUGAUCUGCGAACGGUUCGUUCACAACGUGUUCUCCAAUCCAGGUAAUGCUGCACCACUUGCCAACAGUUUCGAUACCAUUGAUGACCUAGAGCAACACCUCUAUCGCUUCGACCGAUGGUUGAAGGACUUUCUCCGAAAUAUCAAUCGUGUUUAAAAACGGUUAUCUAUUACUAA
Aedes aegypti (yellow fever mosquito) is the source of this 1882-nucleotide messenger RNA. RefSeq lists its product as uncharacterized. NCBI's taxonomy places the organism in Eukaryota, Metazoa, Arthropoda, Insecta, Diptera, Culicidae. Bases 306 to 1862 code for a protein of 518 amino acids. The transcript has 3 exons. The record is from RefSeq and is a predicted model, not a curated record.